UUCACCACGACAACCAUUCACCACAAGCAGAUACUUCAGGAGCACGUGUCCAUGGCGUUCUCCAGCUCUACCACCCACAUGCAGACCUUCUCCAAGACAACCAAGAUCGUGGGAGAGGAAGUGGUGAGGAGGAAGUUCUCCAGCUCCACAGAGUUCUUCAGCUUGGUGACCCAAAGUUCAAACAUCUCUGCUGGCGAGAAUGUCCCGGAGUUCAUGGAGAAGCCUCAGCUGGUUGCCUCACCCGAAGGGAAUAAAGCCAUGUUCCGAGUCCGGGUGCAGGGGAACCCCUAACUCAAUGUUUUUGGGAGAGAGAAUGGCAUGCCCAUCAAGGACUCUGCCAAGAUCUUCUACAACAGCAUGAACAAGGAGCAUGUGUUGAAGCUGGAGUCACUGACCUCGGACGACUCUGACAACUACAAGUGUGUUGCAAGCAAUGAGCACGCAGAUGCCAUCUACACUGUGUCCUUGCUGGUGACUGAGGGUCAAGAAAAAUUGGAUUUCAAAAAGAUGUUGAAGAAGAAUGGACCCCCUGCUCCCAAGAAGCAGAACAAGGUGACAGGUGAGAAAGAGAUGCUAUAGACUUUUUCCAAGAUGCCCAAGAAGGACUUUGAGAAGGUCUGCAUGGAGUAUGGUUUCACCAACUUCUGGGGGCUGCUCAAGAAGCUCAAAGGGAGGUCAGUGGCCACCAGGGGGAAGGGGGGCUGCAGGCCGGGGGCUGGGCCUGCCAUAUGAAUUCUGAAAUCCCUGGAAGACAGAACAGCCAAGGUGGACACCACGGUGGUCUCUGACUGCAUCAUGGAGCUAAAGGACCCCAAUGUCAAAAUGCCAUGGGUCAAGGAUAAUGAGCCACUGAGGAUCCGGUACUUCCUGGGGAAAUAUGAUGUGAAGCAGAUGGGCACCGAGUGCAUGCUGCCCAACAUGAGUGAUGCAGGCGCCUACAGCCUGGCUGUGGCCAACAGGCGGAUGGAUGCAGAGCUCAUGGUGCUGGAUAAGUUACUGAAGUUCUUGGGAGAGAUGAAGCUGGUGAAGGUGACAGAGUGCCAGACAGCUGUGUUUGAGAUCCGCCUCUCUAGGAAAGUGCCCGACUUUGUGUGGAAGUUCAGUGGAAAGGAGCUGAAGAGGGAUGAAAAGUAUGAAAUCACAGCGUCUGAGGAUGGUCUGACCCACACGUAUAAGAUUCAGGAUGCCAGAUUCAGUGAUAGUGGUGAGUUCUCUGCCAAGGCAGGAGACCUGGUUCAGAAGACCCAGCUCACUACUGACCAUGAGCAUCCCUAUAAAAUUUGUAGCACCCUCAAGAAUGUGCAUGUGAAAGAGAGGAGCUGUGCCUGCCUUGAGUGUGAGCUGACGUCCAAGGAUGUGACCUUGUACCGGAAGAAUGGGCAGCUGCUGGCGCGAAGCUCCAAGUACAGCAUGAACCAUGAGGGCAAGCGAGCAGGGCUGUUCACUGAGGAUGCACAGCUCACUGACGGUGGCAGGUACACUGUGGUGGCUCUGCAGGAUGAGGGCCUCACUGAAUACUACAGCACUGCUGUGGUCACCAUGGAAGAGCGCCUGGCCACCAUCAAGAGCUCAAUGUCCGACGUGCAUGAGGCCACUGGGAGCCCAGCUGAGCUGUGCUUAGUCGAUGAGAAGGUGGAGGGCGUGCGACUGGAGGAUGGCAAGGAGGUCCAAAAUUUGCCUGGCGUGCGGAUCCUGAAGCAGGGUGCGGUACACAAGCUUAUCUUCCUCAGUAUGGGGCCCGAGCUCGAGGGCAAGUACACCUUCAGGGUCAAGGGUGCAGAGAGGGAAGCCUCGGUGUUUAUCGCAGAUUCGCCAAAAGUCCACCGGUCCGUCCUGGAGGCACUGGCCGCGCACCCGGUCACAGUGAGGGUGGGCCACACCGCGAACAUCAAGGUGCCCUUCCGAGCAAAGCCGCUGCCCAAAGUGACGUGGUACAAGGAAGGCAGGGAGAUGACAGAAGAGGAACGCGUGUCCAUGAAGCGUGGCGACGACCAGGCGCUACUCACCAUUUCAAAGUGCGUGCUAGAGGACAGCGGCCUGAUCCUGCUCGGGCUCAAGAAUGACCAUGGCUCCGCCACAGCCACUCUGCACCUCAGCGUGCUGGACCAUCCCAAGCCUCCCCAGGGCCAGGUGGAGUUCCUGGAGCUCUUGGGUAAUUGUGUGCACAUGAAGUGGAAGGCACCUAAGGACAACGGACAGUGGCUUAUAACACAGUUCAUAGUGGAACCGAGGGCAGUCGGCAAGAAGUCCUGGAUUAAGAUCGGGGAGGUGGGCAGCAAAGUCACCAAAUUCUCCACCAAGAAGGUGGAAGCAGGGAAAGCCUACCAGUUUCCUAUCCUGGCUGUCAAUUCAGAAGGAGUGAGCUACUCCCCGGAGGCAGAGGAAGUAUUUUCAGGAAAUGCUAUUGGUCAAGCCUCUGGUCUUGCCUCCCAGGCUUAAGUGACUGACGUGACCAAUGAGGCCCUGGCCGUCACGUGGAAUGCCCCUACCCAAGAUGGGGGAGCUCCAGGGCUCCACUACGUUGUGGAGCAAAGGAAGAAAGGCAGUAACCUGUGGGUGCCAGUCAACAAGGACCCCAUCCAGGGCACCAAGUACACUGUGGAUGAUGUCCUGGAGGACACAGAAUAUGAAUUCCGAGUUGUAGCUGUGAAUAAGUCAGGCCCUGGACAUCGUAUGUCAUCCAACUCAGUGGUAGCCAAGCACCCAGUGAGUGACACCCCAGGCCUGGUGCAAGGCCUGUACAUGUCUGAUUCCUCCAACACCAGCAUCUCCCUGGCCUGGCGAGAGCCUGCAGGGGGAGACCCACCCUCUGGCUACCUCCUUGAGAUGCAGGCUGAAGACACCAUGGAGCGGUCCAAGUGCACAGAGAUCCCCAUCUCAGGCACCUGCUACACAGUGGGAGGCCUCACUGAGAGGCAGCAGUACUUCUUCCAAAUCCUGGUGGUGAAUGAGGCUGCGGUUGGAGAGGCAGUGGAGCUGGACGAGGGGGUCUGUGCCAUGCCAACACCAGAGGAGAGAUGCAGAGAGGGCUGGGCUGCUCCCAAGUUUGACCUCAGUGCCCGAUUGAAGAGUCAUACGGUGGUUUGCGCUGGGACAGCCCUCUGCAUCCACGCCGCCUUCUCUGGCUCCCCACCACCCAUCGUGAUCUGGCUGAAAGAUGGCAUCCCUACCAAGGGCCGGGAAAUUAUCACCAAGAGCAAAAACCACUCCCAGUUCCUCAUCAAGAGCACCAAGUGCUCUGACUCAGGGGUGUACCACACUGAGCUCCAGAAUGUGUCUGGAGAGGUAUACCACGACUUCCACGUGUGUGUGGCAGAUUUUCUGCGGCCACCCACAAAGCUACAGGAGGAGGUCACCAACACGGUGACUCUGACCUGGAACCACAGCCCCGACCUUCAGGAGGGCGGCGAGGUCCACUACACUAUCAUGGAGCGGGAUGCCAGCACCGCCACCUGGCUCAAGGCGGUCGACCGCGUCUUCAGCAACAAGUACACGGUGACCGACUCGCUCCUCGGCAGGAAGUACUACUUCCGAGUGCUGGCCCAGAACGCAGCGGUGACUCCAAUGGUACCUGCCUGGCUUGUCAACAAGGACCGGAUUGAGGACCUGAGCACCAAGCUGAAGCCGUACCAGCAGAAGGGCUGGCGCCACGUGCUGCGCGGCCAGGAUUGCACCGUGACCCGCGCCUUCCUGGGGAACCCGCGCCCCACCAUCACCCUCUACAAGGGCCACGUCAACAUCACAGCCAACUCACGGUUCUGGUACAUCUCCACUAGCAGCGUGUGCACCAUCGUCAUCCCCACCUGCACGCUCAAGGACAGCGGCGAGUACUGCGUGCUGGUGGAGAAUAAGCUGGGCAAGGACUGCAGCAGCUGCAAGCUUACCGUCUACCACAAAGAUGACAAGUCAGUUCUAGCAUCUGUCACUGAGAGUCUCCAGAAGAAAUCAAAGUACCUCAUGUGAACUCCAGCCCAGCCCAGGCAUCAGGAGGAUGUUGUGAUGUGGGGCUUCUUGGCCUGUCCUCUGUGUGGUCCCAGUGAGGGAGGCCCUGUAUGCUCUGUGGUCUUUGUCAACAUAAACAUUCACUGAAGGGACAGGACAAUACACUGAGUGAGUGUGCCUUUGCGUAUAUUCCUGACCAUAGUGUGCACCAGGGACCAAUGGGACUUGGGAGUGGGAUGGGGAUACUCAGAAGCCCAACCCCCAAGAGCCUGCUCCCAACCCACCCACAUGGGGAGUGACCAGUCCCCUUUUGGCUGGGCCUUGCCCUGCCUUCCCUCCUCCACAGCUGCACUGUACCUGGCCCUCCCCUCAGGGCUUAGCAGGGAAGUUUGCAACUUCCUCCCCAGCCUGCCCUUCCAAUUUCUUAACUACAAGUAGGUAUGUCUUCAGUUCUGGGAUUCAAAUGGAUCAAGACCUUGCCUUUUUAGUGUGCAGGGUUCCUACUAUCUGAGCAUCCCAGGUGGCUGAGUGGUGAAGAAUUCACUUGUCGAUACAGGAGACACAGGU
Capra hircus (goat) is the source of this 4509-nucleotide messenger RNA. It is a transcript of the gene IGSF22, whose product is annotated as immunoglobulin superfamily member 22. Gene Ontology annotation, molecular function: protein binding. Lineage: Eukaryota; Metazoa; Chordata; Mammalia; Artiodactyla; Bovidae. The record is from RefSeq and is a predicted model, not a curated record.